GAAUAGUCAGGUUGUAUCACGACGGCGUUCCUCUCCAUUGAUCCUCUCCAAUUAGUCUGCGAACCUCUCAAUCCAGACACGAUGUCGACGCCGCGCUUCUUUUCGCAGCCCCUCAAGUACCUGCACUGGGCUGCCAUUCAGAAACCCGCCAUCUUCUACUCCAUCAUCGUUGGCGGCAUAGGUCCCGUUCUUGUGCUCACGGUGCCGAAGAUCAGACAUCGCUUGGGCGAUGGGCCGAGACCCCCGAUUCCCUCUACAUAUCCUAUUCCCGCGGGUCCAAGGAAACAACUGAGCGGCUACGAUGAUUAGAGGCUUGGGGUUGUAGAUAUGGUGUUGGGGAAUCCAAAGAAUGGUUGACACGGGAGCUGUUGUUUUGUACAUAAGGUUGGGAAAGCAUACUUGGUGUGGAAUUGAACUAUUUCAUGACAGGGCGCUCCACGGAACAGUCCACUCGUGGCUAUUUCAACAAUCACAAUGGCUACAAAUCAGCUAUGGCCACUCCCCCUGUAACUCAAUAUGAAGUCACGGAGCUAUUUGUUCGAUUGUUCAUAUCGACCUUAGUAUUUCUAUCCACUCUUAAAAUGUCAAGUAUAUGACUAAACAGGCACGUAUCUCUUAACUCUUCUCUCAAUAUUUCAGGGUAUCAUUGGUAUGGUGUGUGUGCUAGUAGCUAUAUGGCCCCUAUCUAUAUAACUUCCACUCGCCCCGCUAUCUGGCCGCCUCAAUUGCGCACACUCGCUCGGGUAGGAUAUAUGGAGCCUGAGCUAUCAAUGUGUGUCAAAGGCUCUGUAUGUGGAUUGUCGAAACCAAUGACCCAUCAGUUGAAGCCAUUGGCGGCACCCCAAGCUCGCGUUUCUCGCUCGAGGUAGCCAUAUACCUCAAGGCGCCACAUCCGGGGCCAUCAUGAACCCAUUCUUCACCACAAGCGCGUAUUUGCCAGAAAAUCCUCACUGCUGACGAUUUUUGACGGUGAGAAGCUUAUUUCUAGGCGGUUCCAUGCCUCUGUGGCCAAUUCACAGGCCCAAUAAUUUAGAUCUUAUGCAGUCUCAGGGCCAUUCAAUCCAACGCUAAGUUUUUGCUACAGUACCAGAUGGUAUCCGAGAAAUCGUCUUUGGACUGGGGCAAAGGAAAGAGGCUCUUAAGGCUUUCAUAACAAGUCAGAAUAUCCGGAAAUCCCUCCCUGAAAUCGCUAUUCAGUGUGUUAGUGGCGGCAGAUACGAAUGUUUUCUCGGGAACUUACAUCGGUCCAUCAGUUAGGCGU
Molecule: messenger RNA, 1261 nt
Organism: Pseudogymnoascus destructans
Lineage: Eukaryota; Fungi; Ascomycota; Leotiomycetes; Thelebolales; Thelebolaceae
Exons: 4
Coding region: 82-309 (75 amino acids)
Source: RefSeq, a predicted model, not a curated record